AUGGAUGACAAAGGAUCUAAUAGGUAUAAAUUAAGACUCUCUUCAUUGUCGCAAAGAGAUGGGAAGAAAAACCUGAACCAUAGAGGAGAUGAAGAGCUUUUGAAUAUCUUACCCUCGUAUCAUAUGUAUCAAUCUACGAUAUCGAAGAACUUGACACCCUCUCACGAAGACUUCCGAACAGAACCACCAAGUUACGAGAUUACGCCGAUAUCCUCUGUCGCCUCGUCUGAGACCUCGAGUGUUAAUGAUUAUUUUAUGGAUAUUUCCUUGCCUACAUCACCCACGAAUGCCAAUGAGGAAGAAAAUGAGGAAGAGGAUUUAUUGUCUAUCGAUAAUACGAUCUUGUCGAAUGCUCAUAAGUUGAAGAGAUUAACGGCCAUGAAUAAAGAAAUCUCCAAGGAUUUGAUCAUUAAUAUCUAUUUGACUGAAGAAAUUGGAAAAAUAGGUGUUGCACCUAAACUUAUCGAUCCAUUGUCCUUGGAACUUAAACAGGGAGAUUACAUCUAUGGUUUCGUAACGGUCACUAAUAAAACAAAGCACAACGUUCCAUUUGAUAUGUUUCCGGUAGUGUUUGAAGGAGCUUUAACAUUAGGUAAUAAUAAUAGACCAAUUGUACAACCACCAGUAAACAUUGUCAGAUUCUUGACUAUGUUUGACUUUAAUGCUUCGUGGAACGAUGGAAGUCUUGAUAGGUUGGUAUCAGACAAUAAUAACCCGCAUAUUCCUAAAAAUGACGUUGAUCCUUACGACAAUACCCAAAUUCAAUUGAAUCAUAAAAAAAUAUUUGAACCUAACGUCACUUACAAAAAAUUCUUUACAUUUAAGAUACCUGAUAAGUUGUUAGAUAGUAGUUGUGAACCUCAUGGUUUAGUAAAACAUAUUCAAGUUCCACCCACUCUUGGCAUUUCAAAAAAUGAAGUGAUAAAUUCAUUAAGAAGAAAAUGGAGAGACAAUGCAGAUGACGCAGGUAUAGCAUCACCACGGCCCGAUGAUAGUGAUAUAGGAAAGAAUAAGGCUCAGUAUGCUUCGCUUACGAAUGAUUUUGCAUUCCCAGAUACUGCAAUAAGUUAUUGUAUUAGUGCCAGGAUUAUAGGAAGAUCAGUGGGUUACGAAAACUUAUUUUUGAAAAACCAUUUACCCCUGAACCCAACUGCCGAUGAAUACGUAGUUGCAAAUGAGAAUUACUGUUACUUGAGGUUAGUUGGGGACGCUGACCCAAUUUUUGAACUUAAUAGAUCUAUGAUGACUGAAGAGGCUAAAUUGAUAUAUUCAAACAUGGUUGACAAAAUAAAGGAAUACAUUAGUUUGGCGAAAGAAAUGUCGACACUUUCUAUUGAUGAUAGGAGUUCAACUUCUUUAUUACAUCCUACUUCUAGUGCAACGGAACUAGCAAAAAUGCGCCAGUCGUAUUACUCAAAAAUUAGCCCCACAAGACCUAGAGAGAAUGUUUACGAAAUAUUCUUGCUGUACAGAAAGAAGUCAAUUCUUGGAACAAAUAAAAUAAUCGGUCUUGCUGCAUUGUCAAGUCCAAAAACGCAUUAUAGAGUACCAUAUGUACCUUUAUCAAAAUUCAGAAAACCAGAUAUACCAGUUCCCUCUACCAAAAUCAAUAUCCCGUUAGAUCUUACAUUUAUUUAUUCAGAAAAUCAGAAUCAGCUUCCACCAGACUUCAAGCAUAUAUCUGUUGAACUAAUUGCAUUGAAUAUCAAGUCUAAAAAUUUGCCUAUUCCUGUGGUAUUCCAUCACGAUAUGCUUUUUCAAAAUAAAAGUAAAGGCUCGGACAACUUUGACUAUAUAACUAUUAAACUAUUCCAAAAAUAUGCGAUAGAGUUAUCGAAAGUUCUCAAGGAUGUUAAACAUGAUAAUCUAGAUUUAGAUAAAAGUUUAAUACGUGAUGUCAAGUGUCUUGCUAACCUCUCAUCUAAAUAUGAUUAUUUCAAGAUUUUGAAUCCGAGGGUGUCUGCUAUUAACUCUUCGGAGGAACUAAACUUAAUAUCAUCAAUUCCUUGGGAAUCUGAAAGUUUGACCACAAGAUCUACAACAGAUACACUAGAGGAACAGGUCAAAUAUACAAAGAAAUUCAAUGCAGUUAUUGACAUAUCAAAUGCAGCCUUAAUUCCAACUGGUUCCAAGGAUUUCUGCUUGAUACCUGAUUUCCAAUAUUGUUUUACGGCUAGACUUUAUUACUUGAAAAUAAAACUCAAGUGCCCCAAUGGCGACAAGAUGGUCCUUAAAGUGCCAUUAAUACUCCAAAAAGAAAGAGAGUAA
Debaryomyces hansenii CBS767 is the source of this 2268-nucleotide messenger RNA. RefSeq lists its product as uncharacterized. Bases 1 to 2268 code for a protein of 755 amino acids. Gene Ontology annotation, molecular function: ubiquitin-ubiquitin ligase activity. The transcript has a single exon. The record is from RefSeq and is a predicted model, not a curated record. Lineage: Eukaryota; Fungi; Ascomycota; Pichiomycetes; Serinales; Debaryomycetaceae. Gene Ontology annotation, cellular component: ubiquitin ligase complex. Gene Ontology annotation, biological process: protein monoubiquitination; protein polyubiquitination.